AUGAUACAAUAUGUGACGGAUAUUUGUAACGGUCCGUGCAAUGCAAACGAAACGCUCGUAUCCUGCAAAGCUGUUUGUCCCGCCGACUAUUGUCCAACAAGCGACAGCCGCGCUGUAGCUGCAUGCGCGCGUCCCUACCCAUGCAGUCCUGGCUGCGUUUGUAAACAAAAUUAUAAGCUCCUAAGUGAGAAUGACAAGAGAUGUGUACUGACCACAGACUGUCCUCCAGUCACGUGCACACGACCCAACGAAGUUUGGAAUCCGUGUGCACAAUGUUUGGCGGAACGAUGCGAGGAUCUCAACAGUACCUCUAACCAGAAUUGUCCUGCUGAACUGCGCUCUUACUGCAGGCCGCAGUGCGUGUGUGCAAAAGGCUAUUACAGGAACAACAAUGACGUUUGUGUCCCGAAGAACGCGUGUCCUGGUCAGUGUCCGGUGCCCGCCAGGUGUAGACCUACCUGCUCUGUGCCGAAUCCACCGAACUGUCCACCUUACAAGCCGCCUAUUGAGAACGUGGACGGAUGUCAAUGUCAAGAAGGGUACAUCUUGUCUGAAACAGAAGGGAAAUGUGUUAAAAUAGAAACCUGCCCUAGUCCGUGCAAUGCAAACGAAACGCUCGUAUCCUGCAAAGCUGGUUGUCCCGCCGACUAUUGUCCAACAAGCGACAGCCGCGCUGUAGCUGCAUGCGCGCGUCCCUACCCAUGCAAUCCAGGCUGCGUUUGUAAACAAAAUUAUAAGCUCCUAAGUGAGAAUGACAAGAGAUGUGUACUGACCACAGACUGUCCUCCAGUCACGUGCACACGACCCAACGAAGUUUGGAAUCCGUGUGCACAAUGUUUGGCGGAACGAUGCGAGGAUCUCAACAGUACCUCUAACCAGAAUUGUCCUGCUGAACUGCGCUCUUACUGCAGGCCGCAGUGCGUGUGUGCAAAAGGCUAUUACAGGAACAACAAUGACGUUUGUGUCCCGAAGAACGCGUGUCCUGGUCAGUGUCCGGUGCCGGCCAGGUGUAGACCUACCUGCUCUGUGCCGAAUCCACCGAACUGUCCACCUUACAAGCCGCCUACUGAGAACGUGGACGGAUGUCAAUGUCAAGAAGGGUACAUCUUGUCUGAAACAGAAGGGAAAUGUGUUAAAAUAGAAACCUGCCCUAGUCCGUGCAAUGCAAACGAAACGCUCGUAUCCUGCAAAGCUGGUUGUCCCGCCGACUAUUGUCCAACAAGCGACAGCCGCGCUGUAGCUGCAUGCGCGCGUCCCUACCCAUGCAGUCCUGGCUGCGUUUGUAAACAAAAUUAUAAGCUCCUAAGUGAGAAUGACAAGAGAUGUGUACUGGCCACAGACUGUCCUCCAGUCACGUGCACACGACCCAACGAAGUUUGGAAUCCGUGUGCACAAUGUUUGGCGGAACGAUGCGAGGAUCUCAACAGUACCUCUAACCAGAAUUGUCCUGCUGAACUGCGCUCUUACUGCAGGCCGCAGUGCGUGUGUGCAAAAGGCUAUUACAGGAACAACAAUGACGUUUGUGUCCCGAAGAACGCGUGUCCUGGUCAGUGUCCGGUGCCGGCCAGGUGUAGACCUACCUGCUCUGUGCCGAAUCCACCGAACUGUCCACCUUACAAGCCGCCUACUGAGAACGUGGACGGAUGUCAAUGUCAAGAAGGGUACAUCUUGUCUGAAACAGAAGGGAAAUGUGUUAAAAUAGAAACCUGCCCUAGUCCGUGCAAUGCAAACGAAACGCUCGUAUCCUGCAAAGCUGGUUGUCCCGCCGACUAUUGUCCAACAAGCGACAGCCGCGCUGUAGCUGCAUGCGCGCGUCCCUACCCAUGCAGUCCUGGCUGCGUUUGUAAACAAAAUUAUAAGCUCCUAAGUGAGAAUGACAAGAGAUGUGUACUGACCACAGACUGUCCUCCAGUCACGUGCACACGACCCAACGAAGUUUGGAAUCCGUGUGCACAAUGUUUGGCGGAACGAUGCGAGGAUCUCAACAGUACCUCUAACCAGAAUUGUCCUGCUGAACUGCGCUCUUACUGCAGGCCGCAGUGCGUGUGUGCAAAAGGCUAUUACAGGAACAACAAUGACGUUUGUGUCCCGAAGAACGCGUGUCCUGGUCAGUGUCCGGUGCCGGCCAGGUGUAGACCUACCUGCUCUGUGCCGAAUCCACCGAACUGUCCACCUUACAAGCCGCCUACUGAGAACGUGGACGGAUGUCAAUGUCAAGAAGGGUACAUCUUGUCUGAAACAGAAGGGAAAUGUGUUAAAAUAGAAACCUGCCCUAGUCCGUGCAAUGCAAACGAAACGCUCGUAUCCUGCAAAGCUGGUUGUCCCGCCGACUAUUGUCCAACAAGCGACAGCCGCGCUGUAGCUGCAUGCGCGCGUCCCUACCCAUGCAGUCCUGGCUGCGUUUGUAAACAAAAUUAUAAGCUCCUAAGUGAGAAUGACAAGAGAUGUGUACUGGCCACAGACUGUCCUCCAGUCACGUGCACACGACCCAACGAAGUUUGGAAUCCGUGUGCACAAUGUUUGGCGGAACGAUGCGAGGAUCUCAACAGUACCUCUAACCAGAAUUGUCCUGCUGAACUGCGCUCUUACUGCAGGCCGCAGUGCGUGUGUGCAAAAGGCUAUUACAGGAACAACAAUGACGUUUGUGUCCCGAAGAACGCGUGUCCUGGUCAGUGUCCGGUGCCCGCCAGGUGUAGACCUACCUGCUCUGUGCCGAAUCCACCGAACUGUCCACCUUACAAGCCGCCUACUGAGAAUGAGGACGGAUGUCGAUGUCAAGAAGGGUACAUCUUGUCUGAAACAGAAGGGAAAUGUGUUAAAAUAGAAACCUGCCCUAGUCCGUGCAAUGCAAACGAAACGCUCGUAUCCUGCAAAGCUGGUUGUCCCGCCGACUAUUGUCCAACAAGCGACAGCCGCGCUGUAGCUGCAUGCGCGCGUCCCUACCCAUGCAAUCCAGGCUGCGUUUGUAAACAAAAUUAUAAGCUCCUAAGUGAGAAUGACAAGAGAUGUGUACUGACCACAGACUGUCCUCCAGUCACGUGCACACGACCCAACGAAGUUUGGAAUCCGUGUGCACAAUGUUUGGCGGAACGAUGCGAGGAUCUCAACAGUACCUCUAACCAGAAUUGUCCUGCUGAACUGCGCUCUUACUGCAGGCCGCAGUGCGUGUGUGCAAAAGGCUAUUACAGGAACAACAAUGACGUUUGUGUCCCGAAGAACGCGUGUCCUGGUCAGUGUCCGGUGCCCGCCAGGUGUAGACCUACCUGCUCUGUGCCGAAUCCACCGAACUGUCCACCUUACAAGCCGCCUAUUGAGAACGUGGACGGAUGUCAAUGUCAAGAAGGGUACAUCUUGUCUGAAACAGAAGGGACAUGUGUUAAAAUAGAAACCUGCCCUAGUCCGUGCAAUGCAAACGAAACGCUCGUUUCCUGCAAAACUGGUUGUCAAACGAACUACUGUCCAACUAGCGACAGCCGCGCUGUAGUUGAUUGCGCGCUUCCUUACCCAUGCAAUCCAGGCUGCGUUUGUAAACAAAAUUAUAAGCUCCUAAGUGAGAAUGACAAGAGAUGUGUGCUGACCACAGACUGUCGUAAGUACAACAUGUAAUACAAUCAAAGUUGUGUUGUGGUUUUUUGAUGCUAUAGACGAGGUGAGCUCAUGGUCCACUCUUGAAUGCCGCUUCCCCUAGAACAAACA
Molecule: messenger RNA, 3696 nt
Organism: Bombyx mori (domestic silkworm)
Lineage: Eukaryota; Metazoa; Arthropoda; Insecta; Lepidoptera; Bombycidae
Product: zonadhesin
Exons: 20
Coding region: 1-3606 (1201 amino acids)
Source: RefSeq, a predicted model, not a curated record